AUGGAACCUAAUAUAGAUGAAAAUAAAAUAAUAAGUAGUAAUAAUAUAAAUAAUAACAAUAUAAAAAGAACAAGUCCAACAACAAAACCAAUAGUUGUAGAAAUAAUAAAGUCCAAUUUAGAUAAAAGUUCAAAUCAAAAUGAUAAUUUGAAAACACAGACAACAAAUCAAAAAUUAAAUACAGAAAUAUCUAUUGAUAUUCCAGAUAAUCAUAUUAGUAAUAAAUCAAGUUCUAUUGGAUCUUUUAAUGGAGUAGCUAGAUAUAGUAAAAAUAUUUAUAAAUGGAUUCAAACAAAUUCCAUUUUGUUUCAAUGGAAAUUGGAAGAAGAAUUUAAAUUCCAAAAAUUACCAAUCACAAUGAUGAGUUACCAAAUGAUAAUAUCAUCAUUCCUAUCCUGUCUAUGUAUAUUUGUUCUCAAACUCACCCCCUACACCCCAUUGAAAUUAAGUGAUUUCUUUUUUAAAAUGGGUCCAUUUACCCUUUUACAUUCUCUCAAUCAUAUAAUCAAUGCUUUGAUUCCAUCUCAAUCCGUUGGCAUGACAAGGACUUUGACUCCAAUUAUAACAGUUUUUCUUCAAUAUUUAGUACUACAUGUUACUUUUGAAAGUGGCGUAUAUAUUUCUGUUCUGAUCUUCUCAACAGGAGUAUCAUUUAUGUAUUUAGGAAGUACGUCAAUUGAAUUCUUUGCCAAUCCAUCGGUAUUAGGAAUUUCUUUUGCCAUUGCUUCACUUCUUUCCUUCCAGACAGUGUAUGCUCAUAGAUUGUUUUCAACUUGGUUGAAACCAAUAGAUCCUUUGACUAUUAUGCUUUAUUUCUCUCCAGGAAGUCUAAUGAUUCUCAUUCCUUCUUCAUUAGUAUUUGAAAGUAAUGAAAUUCAAUCAUAUCUUUCUACAAUUUCAAAUACUAAAGAUCUUGUAACAAUGAUAUCUCUAGGUGGAAUUGUAACAUUUUUUACUUUUUAUAUGACCUUUAGUAUAAAUAAAAGAUAUGAUAUCCUUACAAUGGCAUUGGCAAGAAAUUCAAAAUAUAUGAUCCUUAAGGUUCAUAGUCAUGGUGUAUUCCAAUUCUUUCAAAUUUGGAAUAACUUUGUUGGUCUGAUAUUAUGUUUUUAUGGAAUCCUUAAAUAUAAAAAAGUUAAUAUUGAACCAAUUAAUUUAUCAAAAUCAAAGAAAUCAGAACAUACAGCUCAAUCUUAA
Messenger RNA from Heterostelium album PN500, 1197 nucleotides. RefSeq lists its product as uncharacterized. Gene Ontology annotation, cellular component: Golgi apparatus. The coding region runs from base 1 to 1197 and encodes 398 amino acids. The record is from RefSeq and is a predicted model, not a curated record. NCBI's taxonomy places the organism in Eukaryota, Evosea, Eumycetozoa, Acytosteliales, Acytosteliaceae. The transcript is spliced from 4 exons. Gene Ontology annotation, molecular function: antiporter activity.